Molecule: messenger RNA, 3338 nt
Organism: Mycena citricolor
Lineage: Eukaryota; Fungi; Basidiomycota; Agaricomycetes; Agaricales; Mycenaceae
Source: the annotation of a GenBank genome assembly
CAGAGAUCGGGAGCGGGGGGUCGAUGAGCAGCGGGAUGAAGAGGAUGUCACCAAACGGAUAAGAUUUAAAAUAAACCAUGAUAAGCCGCAGCAAACAUGUUCAGAACUCGGCGAGCCCUUGCUUCCUUUGCGCGAUCCUAGUUUAACCUUACUGUAGUGUCGGGUCACUCGCUUCCCAAUAUGGGGGAAAUUAAUUUCCGCCGUGACUGUAUACUCCGUCGCGGUACGCCUCGGGCGGCCAAUCUGGGCAGAGGACGGCAGAGUUCAACGGUGUAAGAGUUGGUCGAAAUACAUGAUUAUUUUCAUCUUAUCGUCUUGCGAGGCAGACGAAAUGUCGAAGGGCAGACACCAAGGCCGCGGGGGUAAGUAAUCGGGAAGAGCCGAGUCCUGGGCAGUUAGCCCCUGAAGUAAGUAUAUCAUCAGCAAGCAGAUCAUCACAGCCACCUUGACCCUCUUGGAAAUCCGUUACCCGCCUCGGACGCGUUGACGGUCGAUGUUACUUCGGCCCAAGCGGCUUCAGUUCCCAAUAUCCGCUCUUCGAAAACCAUCUCACACUCCUUUGAAUACACGGCGCGCUCAUUCCGGCGCGAAAAAUGGGCCCAACCACGCAAUACUCGAAAUGCUGAGGCGCAAUCAGGAAGAGGAAGAGCAGACUGAGAGGAAGAACGUCUACCGUGCACGCUCGUUCGCAACCGCUAUGAAGGCCAUCGAAUCAUUGAAGGAGCCUAUUCGUUCUCUGGAAGCAGUUCAGAAUCUGAAAGGCGUCGGCCCCGGGAUAAGACGGCGGAUUCAGCUAUUUCUAGAAGCCUCGGGAGACAGCGUUCCAAAACUGGACCCUGAGACUUUGGCGCAUAGGAGGGAAGAGCGGGUCAUAUUAGCAGAGUUGGAGGCCGUUCAAGGGAUCGGGCCUGUAAAAGCACGCAAACUGCUAGAAGCGGGAUGCACAAGCGUCGGGGACCUGCAAUCUCCCGAGUUCGAUAAACUGCUGACGACGCCGCAACGUCACGGUGCCCGCUAUCAUGAGCACCUGAAACAAGGCGUCUCUCGCGAAGAGGUUGAGUCACUUGCUCGCUACAUUCGAAGCUCACUGCCUUCCUCUUUCGAGAUUGUCCUAGGCGGAAGUUUCCGGAGAGGAGCUGACAAGUCCUCCGAUAUCGACGUUCUUAUCUUCCACCCCAAUCAUGUGUUUGUUCCCUUCCCCGACCCCCCAGCACCCAGCAAGGAUCCUGCUCGUAAGAGACGGACUAAUGGCAAAUCUACCGAGACUUUACUCCAGAGUGAAGUCAUUCCUGCUCUCGAUUCCCGCCACAUCAUCGCAGACACGAUAUCCUCCGGGCAGUUCAGGUGGCAAGGGUACGUUGUGAUUCCAGAUGGAGAACAUGCGGAUCGCUAUGAGCGAAUGGAUGCGUUGAGGGUGGGAAAUGUGGCUAUCAGGCGGCUGGAUCUCAAUCUCUUUGCGAAGCGGUCUCGAGGAUCAGCCUUGCUCACGCUGACUGGGGACACGGACUUCAACCGUGGCUUGCGGGUGCGAGCGACCAAGCUAGGAUAUCAUCUCAAUGAGUUUGGGCUGUGGCGGUGGCACACCUUGAGCAAGAACGGAGACCCCCCUCCUGAUCCUGAAUCUUCAGCUGCCCGAGCGGACGCAGCGGACGGCUACUGGGAGCUCAUCAACGCCGAGACAGAGGUUGAUGUGAUGGACGCGUUGGAUAUGACCUAUGUUAAGCCGGAGAUGAGGAACUACGGAUUACUUGAUAAUGUGCGCAGAUCGUCGUCGUCCUCUAGAGCAAUGAGGAGAUCAUGAAACCCUGGAUUCAUGCACCAACGGAGAUUUGGCAGACAAGACGCCUCGGGCAUACAUAAUCUGGCUCCGUGCACUCAUGUCAUGUAGGGACUGAGCUCAAACUUGAAAAGCUUCAUGCUUCUCCCAUCUCCUAUGUAUGAAGUUCUCAGAUCAAAUUUCCGCCCGCUUUCCUCGUUUAGCCUACAUUCCUGUGUCCCGAAUGACGCGUUUGGAUGGUGGAUCCCUGUGAUCCCUUGAUCAUCCCAUAACCUGUGCCAGUCACGACCCCCACCACAGCUUCAUCAUGGCCCACCUCACCAAACCAACCGUGUACGAUAUCAAGGACUCCAACAUCGCUCUCCUGGGCUCGGAUCUCGAGAAACGUGUCCGGGAAGUGGGAGGAGACAAAGAGCAGGCCUGGACGGGCGCUGGAACGCAGGUCGGGCUCGAGAUCUGGAGAAUAGAGAAGUUCCAUGUCGUGGAGUGGCCUAAGGACAAGUACGGAUCGUUCUACGAUGGCGAUUCGUACAUCGUCCUCAACUCGUACAAGAAGACGCCGGAUGCGAAGGCGCUGUCCUACGAUCUGCACUUCUGGCUGGGGGAGAACACGUCGCAGGACGAGGCAGGCACAGCGGCCUACAAGACUGUCGAACUCGACGAUCAUCUGCACGGCGUCCCCGUCGAGUACCGCGAGGCGCAAGGGUGCGAGUCGGACCGCUUCCUGUCGCACUUCCCGCACUUCGUCGCUCUGCGGGACGGCGUCGCGACCGGAUUCCACCACGUGUCCGACCCCCCGCCGCGCGACCUGCACAGGCUGUACGCCAUCAAAGUCUCGGGCCGCGGCGCGGGCCUCGUGGUGCGCGAGGUCCCCGCGGUGGCGGCGAGUCUGGUCGCGGGCGACGUGUAUGUUCUGGACAAGGGCACGCACGUGCUCCAGCUCAAUACCACGGCGAGUGCCGGGAAGGAGAAGUUCAAGGCCGCGGAGUUCGCGCAGAGCUUGGUCGCCCCCCGCCAGGGACACUGCGACGUGGAGGUCUUCGAUGAAGGCGCGCCUGGUUCCAACAAGUUCCUGUCCGAGUUCGGCGAGAACACACACAUUGCCGCGGCCUUCGCAGCCCAGGAAGGCUCCGCGGCGCCCACGCUCUUCCGUCUUUCGGACGCCGGGGGCGAGGUGUCUUUCAGCGCGGUCGACUCCGUUUCCCGGUCGUCGCUCGACUCGGCGGACACGUUCCUGCUCGACCAUUCCCGUGACCAGCGGCCGGUCAUCUACGUCUGGAUAGGCAAGGACGCGUCGCUGGAUGAGCAGCGCCUGGCGGUGCAGUACGCGCAGCGCUACCUCCACCAGCAGCAGCUGCAGGGCGGCGCGAGCAGACACGGUGCUGCCACGUCGAUCGUGAAGAUGAGGGAGGGCCAGGAAACGGCUGCGUUUUUGCGGGCGCUUGAUUCUUGAAAUCGUCGAGUGUUACCUAAGGCCGAAUUUGGAAUUUAGUGUAUAUUGUAGCGCGUGUCUUUCGACCUUCCGCUCAGAAUCAUGCAGCGAAUUGGACAUUUGGAACGA